ACGACAGGUAGAGUUUGAUGGAAAAAAAAGAAAUCUUUGAACUGCUGCUUUUUGACUUUACUUCUGUGUAAAUAAUUUUUAUAAAUGAUAGGUAUUAAGUGUUUCAAUGUGAUAAGUGAACAAUUUUAGUUAUAAUAAUGUCAGAUAGUACAAUUGAAGGAAGACUGAAGGGUUUGCAAGACCGUUUACAAAAUGAAUUGCGUAUUCGAAGAGAGGGUGCUUUUCAUAAUGAAGGUGGUCUCGGGGCUCCCAGGAGUACUCGAAGACCCAGGCCCCCACUCAUGUUCUCAGCGAGAGACAUACCUGCUUUUCCACCGAGAUCACCGCAAGCCUCUGACACUGAAUACAGAAUGCGGGAGGUCUACAAGGUGAGUGGCAAACUUAACGUGGGCGGCGUGGAGUACAGAUCUCAUAUCGAUGAGCUGCAACAGCUGGGCGAACUGGGCAGCGGCACCUGCGGCCACGUUGUCAAGAUGCUGCACAAGCCUUCGGCAGCUGUUAUUGCUGUGAAGCAAAUGCGUCGCUCCGGCAACUCGGAGGAGACGAAGCGUAUUCUGAUGGACCUGGAUGUGGUGGUCCGCUCCCACGACUGUCCGUACAUAGUGAGGUGCCUCGGCUGCUUCGUGACGGACGCUGAUGUAUGGAUCUGUAUGGAACUGAUGGCGUCCUGCUUCGACAAGCUGCUGAAGAGACUCGGCGCUCCCAUACCGGAGACCAUCCUGGGGAAGGUCACCGUAGCGACGGUGAACGCCCUGUCGUACCUGAAGGACACCCACGGCGUGAUCCACCGCGACGUGAAGCCCAGCAACAUCUUGUUGGACGAGCGCGGGAACGUCAAGCUCUGCGACUUCGGCAUCAGCGGCCGGCUGGUCGACUCCAAGGCCAAGACGAGGAGCGCCGGCUGCGCGGCUUACAUGGCGCCGGAGCGUAUCGACCCCCCGGACCCGAGUCGACCGGACUACGACAUCCGCGCGGACGUGUGGUCGCUGGGCAUCUCGCUGGUGGAGCUCGCGACGGGAGUGUUCCCGUACAGGGACUGCCAGAACGACUUCGAGGUGCUCACCAGGGUGAUAGCUGACGAUCCGCCGCAAUUACCCGAAGACAGUGACUUCACUCCGGAGUUCAAAUCUUUCGUAUCACAGUGUCUGACAAAGAACUACCGCCAGCGGCCGAAGUACGUGAAGCUGUUGGAGCAUCCGUUCGUAGUGAAGUCCGCCCGCAGCUCCGUGUCGGUGGGCGCGUGGUACAGCUCCCUGCCGCUGACGGGGACCAACACUAGCAUGCAGUCGAAAUCCAGCUCGGGCUCGGGCUCCUCGCAGUCCAUCAACUCGACCAGUAACGGAGUGGAGACGCCGGUGACCCCACAGCCUGUAAGAAAUUUCGUGACCAGUUCGCAGUACUGGACCCCGGAUCAGGCCACGCCGACCCCAGCCAGAGCGUGGUGGGCUACACCCGCGAGCGCCGGCGGCAGCAGUUCGCAGCCCGCCAGCCUGGAGGCAGACCUUUCAAAUCACUCACCUUACCCGAGGCGCAGGACGAUAGAGGCGUGCGUGUCGCCGCCGACGCCGGUCCGACGCGUCUCCACCGACAACCGCUGGAGGGCGUCACCGUCUGUACGUGACGUCACAUACAUACAGACAGACAUAUACGAAAGCUCCGGCAACACCAGCCCUAUAGUGCUGCAGCGGUUCUAUCACCAGAACCAGCAGAGGAAGUCCCGCGUGGACCUGCACUCCACGAGACACCGCAGUCUGAGUCGCGAGCACAGCACGGGGAGGUCGCCCGAGCCCCCGCCGCGGACCAGCAGACAUCACCACAUGCUGGGCCACGACGCGAACGGCAGCGUGGAGUUAGAGCCGCCCCCGCUCCACGACCGUCUGCACCCUCCCUCACCGCUGCUGUUGAGUAACGACAGGUUAUCAGAAGGCCGCAGUAGAAGUCUGACGCGCGCAGAACUACGCAACGGAUACCGCGACAAACACGACGACCAGGGCUGGCUGCACUCGCUCGCGGGGCUGGUGAAGCGCCGGCUCAGCGGGUACGUCAAGUGGCAUCACGUUGUAGCGCGCCGCGACCCGCCGCACGCCGCCGGGACCGCGCCGUCUCAACACAGGUGGGGAACCAACGAGAGCUGGAGCGUCCCCGCGUCCCCCCUGCCGCCGCGCGCACCCCCGCCGCGCGCCGCCGCGCCCCCCCGCCCCUUCACUAUCGAUACAAAUGUUAUGUAAUGUUGUGACAUUUGACAGUUUUGAAUAUACACUGGAGUGAUUUAAAGUAUUUCGCAAACUACAUGCAAUCGGAGACAAUACUGUACAAGUAUAGACUGCUUUAUAUAGAAAGUUACCCGCUGACACGACGCGCCGACCGCAGCGCCCCGAGCACGGCGGUCGAAGGUCACCAAAUAUAUAAGUCAUUGUAAUGUAUGUGUGUACAUAUUGUGUGAGGCGAGCGACCGGCGCCGUCGGGGCGAGACCUGUGAGCGGCGACCCGACCGCACGGCGGCGGCGGAGCAGUCGCGAAGUUGACUUAACGCGAGAUGGAGGUGCACAUAAGGCUUGAAUACACUGUCACCGAAUACCAUCAUUACUUUACUUCUCUGAUAUAUAUUUUUUAAAGAAUGUACCAUUCUCUAUAUUUAUAUAUGGUGUGUAUAAGGCUUUAAUUCUUUUCUUUUAUUAUUUAUUGAGCUUUCAUUAACAUCAGUCGAGACCUGGUGGUCAGGUCUCCUUGUCGACUGCCGACCGGUCCCGAUGGAAUUGUAUGAAUACAAAGCUUGCAUGUGAAGCCGCGGUCGAAUGUUUGCUAUGAUGUGAAAGAAACUUCACAGACUAUAAUAAAAUAUAACUGACAGACUUUCUUUCUUUUAAAAUAUUUUUAUUAAUCGAGUCAUUAGGUACAACUGAGUGACCGUCUCUGCCGCGCCGUGGGUACAUUAUGAUAUACCUAGUAUGAGUUUUGUAAAUAUCGUGUAUAGAGUACACUGGAGGGCGGGCAGUGUGUCUGAAAGUACUUUAUUUUAUAUGAUUUUUAUCAGGAACAAAGCACAAAGUACGUUAUUAUCACUUUCAUCAAAGGGUUUGUACAAUAUUUUGUUUUGUACCAAAUGUAUAGUGAAUAUUUAUAAUGGUUGUCAUUUUUAAUUAGUGUCCGUACCAAAGGGCUUUCCAAAUGUGUUGACAUUUACAGAUUAUUAUUAUUAUUUUUUGUUUACGAUAAAAUUAUAACGAUUUAUAUGGGAUGAGAUGUUUUCUCAAACUAAAUAAAUUCAGCUUGGAAUGUGUCGAGUAUCGAAUUAUUAAUAUCACGCGGUCCUCUGUUCUGUUUAUAGAAGUAUUAAAGAAGCGCCACGCAGACGUGUCGACUUACGACGACAGUAACGCUGUAGUGGCACGGGAUUUUAAUGACGUUUAAAUGAAAGUGUUCCUUAUUGUAACUGAAUAAAUACAAUAUUUGCUUGAUUGUGUUUUUACGAAGCGUUGUCAGCCUCCGCUGCAUAAUAACGCCAACCGAGCACAUGCGACGCUGUAGCUGGGCGUCCGGGGAUCAGUCGUGACACUUUCUAUAUAUUUUUUAUGUGAGUGUUCCCCGACAGCGGCGCCCUCUAGUCGACGGCGGAGCGAUCAGUUUGAUGAGUUAUGUAAAGGAUUUGUUUUCAUGUGUAAUUAUUAUGUUAAUGUGUAAUGUAUUAAAUGCGGAUCAAAUUUUAUAA
This is a messenger RNA of Danaus plexippus (monarch butterfly), 3709 nucleotides long. RefSeq names its product dual specificity mitogen-activated protein kinase kinase 7-like (gene hep). The record is from RefSeq and is a predicted model, not a curated record. Bases 138 to 2228 code for a protein of 696 amino acids. Lineage: Eukaryota; Metazoa; Arthropoda; Insecta; Lepidoptera; Nymphalidae. Gene Ontology annotation, molecular function: ATP binding; protein kinase activity. Gene Ontology annotation, biological process: protein phosphorylation. The transcript is spliced from 16 exons.